AGUUGUCUUCUGUUCGGUCAGAAAUUCGGCUAUCUAGAACUCAAAGGUUAUAAGUCAAAAAUCUAUGCCGUUCUCACUACAGAUCAACUAUGGAUUCAUAAAAAUGAACAGUUUUUUAAAAUGGGCAUUGGAUUUGUUUAUAAUCGAUAUGAAUGGCUCUACUAUCCGAGAUGCAAGGAACAAAACCUUUGAGUUGAUCACGCACGCUAAAACCUUCAGUUUCACUGCAGACUCAGAGAGGGAGAAGAAGGAAUGGAUGGAAGCCCUGUUGGAAUGUAUAUCUGAGUCCCUGUCAGACUAUGAGGUUGCUGAGAAGAUCUGGUCAAACAAAGCCAACAAGUCAUGUGCAGAUUGCCGAACCUGCAAUCCCGACUGGGCCUCCAUUAACUUGUGUGUAAUCAUAUGCAAGCAAUGUGCAGGUCAACACAGAAGUCUGGGAACAAGCAUCUCUAAAGUGCAGAGUCUAAAACUAGACAUCAGCAUCUGGAGCAAUGAAAUUGUACAGCUAUUUAUUAUCCUGGGUAAUGAUCGAGCAAACCGCUUCUGGGCUGCACGGUUGCCACCAUCAGAGAUUCUCCAUCCAGAAGACAGUAUUGAACAAAGACGAGACUUUUAUAGCACACAAGUACAGAGAUGGGAAAUAUAGAGGUCCACAUCCCAACUACAGCACACAAGAGGAAAUCCUCAAGGUGCUUUCUGGUGCUGUUUCAGGACCAAAUCUGCUAAAGACGGUCAUGCAGUUCUUCUCUGAUGCUGAGUCUUUAGCUGAGCCAUUUGAGAGCCCUACCCUUUCUUCCAGCUCAGCAGACAACUGGAGGGCAAGCUCCUACAGCCUCAACACUGAAGGACUCUUUCCAGAUGACUUGAACCAAGGAAGAGUUUACGAUGAGAUCAUGCAGCCCGUGGUGCAUUCUGGGUACUUGAACAAGGCUGCCAUCUUAAGUAAAACAUUCAUAGCCAAGAAAACAAAAGAUGAGUUCCACAAGCACUGGUGUGUCCUGGAAAGAUCCCUUAUAUUUUAUGAGAAUGACAGAAGCUCAGAACAGGUUGGGAAGAUCGAUCCUCCAGAAGUGGUUUGCUUGGGAGUGAACAAGCUGGACAUCUUGAACAGCCCAGUACCUGUGGAAAGGUUUCGGUACACAUUUGAAAUUGUCUUGGCUUGUGAAAAGGUGCACCAGUUUGGGACUGAUGCUGCUGAAACACUGCAAACAUGGACAAGUGCAAUUGGGAAGUGGUUCACCCCAAUCAGCUGCCACUGUCUGCUAGGAUAUGAGUUCCAGAGAGUGGGUAAGAUGCGCUACAAAGCAAUGCUGAACCCAGAUCAGUGGAAGGAAGGCUUCUUUCUGUUACAGAAAAGUCACCUUUUUAUCUGUCCAGAAGAGCAGGAUGCAGCAGAGGACACAGUCAAUUUACGUCAGCUCCAGGAACUCACUGUAUCACCAGCUGCAGAAAAUUCUGAGAAGAAAGAUAUAAUAAUACUUGUAGAAAAAGGAAGGACCCUUUAUCUGCAAGGUAUUACACGGGCAGAUUUCUUGGCAUGGAGCUUGGAUAUCCAGUCUGCAGCAUGCAGUAGCGGCAACAUGUUACGAGACCAGCAACUUAGCAGGAAUGACAUUCCCAUCAUUGUAGACAGUUGCAUUGCUUUCCUUACUCAGUAUGGUCUUCGUCACGAGGGAAUAUAUCGGAAAAAUGGAGCCAAAUCUCGGAUUAAACUGCUAAUGGACGAGUUCCGAAAAGAUGCCCGAAACGUCAAACUUCGUAUCAGCGACAACUUUGUUGAAGAUGUCACAGAUGUGUUGAAGAGGUUUUUCAGGGAGCUGGAUGAUCCCAUUUUCACAACAGAGCGCCACCCACAAUGGAGAGAAGCUGCAGAACAUCAAGAAAAGUCCAAGAGGCUAGAAAAAUACAUGGAGCUGAUUAACCACCUUCCUAAAGUAAAUCGAGCUACACUAGCUGCGCUGAUUGGUCACCUCUACCGGGUCCAGAAAUGUGCAGAUUUAAAUCAGAUGUGCACCAAGAAUCUUGCACUUCUCUUUGCUCCAAGUUUGUUUCAAACAGAGGGGAAAGGAGAACACGAAGUGAAGAUAAUGGAGGAUUUGAUUGACAAUUAUGCUAGUGUUUUCUCUAUUGAUGAAGAGCAGGUGACACAAAUGGAUUUGGAAAACAGCCUGAUCACAACCUGGAAGGAUGUUCAGCUGUCACAAGCCGGAGAUCUCAUUAUUGAGGUUUACUUGGAAAGGAAAGAACAAGACUGUUGUGUUACUUUAAAGGUCUCUCCUGUGAUGACUGCUGAAGAACUAACCAAUCAGGUUUUAGAUAUGAGGAAUAUUCCAGCCAGUACAGACAUCUGGUUGACCUUUGAAGUUUUUGAAAAUGGUGAAAACUGGAGAGACCUUUACAUCCCAAGGAGAGAGUCCUGGAGCAAGCCCUACAGUGGUGCAAGCUGGCGGAGCCUAGCUCUGCUUACCUGCUUGUAAAGAAGAUUUCAUUCGCUGAAGGAAUCUGUCUGUUCACAGGUACAAAGAGGGAAACCCCAAAAUGUGGCUUGUUGAAAUGCAGAGAAGAAACCCCAAAGCUGCUGGCCUGCAAAUUUCAGGAGAGAUAUUUUUGUUAUCAAGGAUCGAAAACUGCUUCUGCUUAAAAGAAAAAAAGAGCUCCAAGCCAGAAAGAGAAUGGACUCUUGAAACUGCCAAGGUUUACAUGGGAAUUAGAAAGAAAGUAAAGCCACCAUCUCCAUGGGGCUUCACUAUACAUUUGGAUAAACAGCAGUUGUGCCUCUGCUGCACAACACAGCCAGAGAUGUGGGACUGGAUCACUAGCAUUCUUAAAGCACAGCAUGAUGACCUCCGCCCAGUGAUUUUAAGACGUCAUUCCUCCUCCGAUGUGACCAAGCAGAAGUUUGGGACUAUGCCUUUAGUACCGAUUCGUGGGGAUGACACCAACUCUACUAUGGUGACUGCUAAUCAGACACUACGUCGUCUCCAUACAAGAAGAACUCUGUCAAUGUUCUUUCCAAUGAAAAUGCAUCAGGACUCUCUAGAAGAGCUUCAGGAAAAACAAGAUGAUGAACAUGAGCCUGUGUAUGAAGAAGUAGGAAAUUUCCACAGCAUACCACAGGCAGAACUAGACUGCAUUUUGUCAACAGAGCGACUUCAUUUGCCUCCCCCACUGGACCGGACCAAAAAACCUGUACUAAAUCCCAAUCCAGACCAGAUAAAGACAACUCUAUCUGCUCCAACAAAGUCCAGCUCCCCAGAGAGGUCUGACAAAGAGCACUGUAACAAGACUCAGUCUUUAGACCGAAACCUCUGUGUGGAAAAUUUCAAGACUUUCCCAAGCGAUAGCAAUAAAACAGUCAUGGCAGACAGAGGUGCCAGUCCUAGCAUCACAAAAUCAUAUUCUCUCGAAAGGCAGGUGGAGCCAAACCGAACUCAGCUAGGUACUACAAGAAUACAGGGUGGGAAAAGCACACUUGAUUUGAGCACAUUACCACUGUUUUUUGAGCCAGCUGCCCCCUCAGACUCAUCAAAGGUUCCUGUGUGGAAGAAGACCUCUCCUAUUUCCAUGAAUAUGCAAGAAAAGCUAGUACAGGAACUUAACACCAUGCUUAAUAAGAAAAAUGAUACUGGGUCAGGAGCAGGCCAGCAAGUGACGUGA
Molecule: messenger RNA, 3657 nt
Organism: Staurois parvus
Lineage: Eukaryota; Metazoa; Chordata; Amphibia; Anura; Ranidae
Source: the annotation of a GenBank genome assembly